Messenger RNA from Diachasmimorpha longicaudata, 5840 nucleotides. RefSeq names its product tetraspanin-17 (gene Tsp26A). The record is from RefSeq and is a predicted model, not a curated record. The transcript is spliced from 10 exons. Gene Ontology annotation, cellular component: plasma membrane. The coding region runs from base 56 to 991 and encodes 311 amino acids. NCBI's taxonomy places the organism in Eukaryota, Metazoa, Arthropoda, Insecta, Hymenoptera, Braconidae.
UGUCGAAGGGCGCGAUUGUUCCUCGUUUUAAAUUGAGGACAAAUGUGUCAUAAUCAUGCCAACUAGGAAAUACAGAAGAGAUACUAGUGAAGUGAGCUGCUGUCUCAAAUAUGUGAUCUUUGGAUUUAACGUUUUAUUCUGGUGGCUGGGCUUAGGAAUAAUGGCGGUUGGUGUGUGGGCAUGGAAGGAGAAGGACACAUUCAACAAUCUAUCGCGCCUAACAAAUAUCGCCCUGGAUCCAGCGUUUAUCCUCAUUCUAGUCGGUACGGUCACAUCCGUCAUUGGUUUCACUGGAUGCGUUGGGGCACUCAGGGAAAACACGUGUCUAUUAGCUGCUUAUGCUGUAUUUUUGGGUGUACUACUGAUGCUGGAACUCACACUGGGUGUGCUGGGAUUCAUUUUUAAAGACUGGAUAAAAGCCCAAGCAACCGGCGGCUUCCAAGCAUUUAUAAUUCAUUAUCGUGACGAUCCAGAUCAGCAGAAUCUCAUCGAUUGGAUUCAGGAGGACUGGCUGCAGUGCUGUGGAAUAGAAGGCCCAAAAGACUGGGAUAGAAACAACUAUUUCAACUGUUCAUCGAUUGAAAUUGGUUCUAGUGAAGCCUGUGGCGUGCCUUUCAGCUGUUGCAAACGGGAGCCCAACGUGAGAAGUGAAAUAACGAAAAACAAGCAGUGUGGAUACAACGUACGUAAACCUGGAAAUCCAGCAGAGAGGAGUAUAUUUGAAAGGGGUUGCCUGAGGGCGGGUGAGGAGUGGCUAGAAUUGAACCUCGUACCAGUUGCUGGUACUAUAGUCAGCACAAUGGUCCUGCAGAAUUCAGACGUGACGAUACACGAGAAGGGUUGUAUUCAGGCAGGGGAGGAAUGGGUGGAGAGAAAUUUACUUGUGAUUGCAACCAGCGCUGUCGUCACGGCCUUCGCACAGAUCCUUGGAAUUUGUUUUGCCCAGAAUCUACGGGCCGACAUAUUUGCGCAAAAGGCAAAGUGGCACUGACAAUCACGUGCCCCCACGGCUGUUUAGCAUCUUGUGCGGAUGGAUGCUGAACGAUCACGAUGAUUAAACGCAGUUCAUGAACGGACUUUGCCUAGUGGAGAACAUCUCAGUGGCUUCGAAUUAUACGAAUAUGAUUACUAGGUGAAUAUCAUUUUGACUGGGGAAAUUUUCGUUACGGGGAGAGGGAUGAUUGUAGGAAGAAAAAAAAUCAGGAAACAUUUUUCAAGGGUGAGUUCUGUUUCUCGAAAGAAAUACCACAACUUCCGUGAAAAUUGCCCUAACGUUCAGGAAAAAAUCCGAAGAGGUUAGAACAAUUUUUGCAGAGCUUUCAGUAUUUUUUGCCGAACACAUCCGUAAAAGUUCCGUAUUUUUCCUGGAAUUUUUUUCUCGCUGUGGGUGAUGGUGAUCGACAGGUGGGGAAUAGGUCUGAGAUUUUCACAGAGACAGAAAUAAAAUCCUGCAAAUCAGUAAUAUAUUCUUAACAAUAAGAUUUGUUUUUCACUAGAGGUAAUGAAGAUUACUGCCUACCGGGGUAAAGCAUUACUCAGUAUAUUACGUGGGAACAUGAGGUUGUUGAUGUCGAACAAACGCCCAAAGCACCUUGGUUGGGCGAUUUUAACUACAUUUAACCCACUGCACAAAUCGAUUAAAUUCUGUAAAUAUUGGGCUUUCCCAAGUUAUAGAUUGUUUCGGGAUUAUUCAAUCGCGAAUGGUAAUGAUAAUUGGAAACCAUUAUUCGAUUCGGUGCGGUUCAAGCUUCAAAUCACGCGUAAAUUUUUCAACUUCAUAUAAAAAUUCAUAUAUUUUACCUGAACUUUAGUUUCUAGCGAAUUGUUAUUAAAUUUCUAUUAAAUACACUGUUCGCCUCUAUUUCUCACCAACAAUCUUUGAUUUCGUAGAAUCAAUCAUCGCAGCUAGAUCACUUUAUUGUUUCCUCGUUUUAAAAAUCUGGAUAAAAAAAAUAUUUACGUGACCCGCAAUGAGGAGAAUUGCCCGCAACUCAAUAGCAUUCGAAUUAUUCCAAAUCAUUUACCAGAUACAUUCCAACAAGUUUCAAUUAAUUGACAUGGAUUCCAGUCAAUUGAAUGACUUUCCAGUCCACUUGUCGAUCACAAAAACCCAAUCUAAAAUCAUCAAUAGACCAAUAGAGUUGAGGGGUCACGGUUGCUAGGCAAAUUGAAGUGAGUACUUGAACUUGAUGUUGAUCGACGUGAAUGUCGUGGGGGCGCAGCGAGAAACCCGGGGGCCAAUCUCGCUGCUGUAUCGAAAACCACUGAGUACUCGUGCAUUAUGUGCGAGGCAUCAAGGCCAACCUAAUACAACCAGCAGAACCAAACUUUAUCGUAACACCCGAUUGGGUGUUAAAUUAGUUGCUCCAACUACUUUCCGAUGAAAAUACGUUAAAAGGUCAGCGAAGGAGCUGAUGGAAGGGGGGGGUGGGGGAGGGGGAGUUAUAUCGAUUAUCAACUCCCCACCAACACAUGAUGCACGUUCAAGCCCGAGCAGUAGAUUCAUCUCAAUUUUCCUUUGAAUUCUUCGAAAUGAUUUUUUUUUUCUGUUUCUUUCUUUUCUACCCCCUCGAGUUUAAUAAAUUUAAUCAUCGGUCGCUUGUCCGUGUAUCCCGGAGUUUUCGUUCCUCUGCGAUGAAGAUUGAGCAAGGAAAAAUAAAGAUGAAGAAACUAAAAAUAAAUGGCAAUGAUGUAUAGAUAUAAAAUGUACAGUUUAUCGUAGAAAAUCUUUUACCAGGCAGAAUUAUAAAGAGAGAAAAAAAAAUGUUGGAGCAAAUAGCACAAACUUUAUUACGUUCCGUGUCGUUCAUCCAGUGAUGGUGGAGAGGGAAGAAAGAAAACGUUAACUCUGUUAUUCGAUUUAUUUUCUCGUUUUUUUUUUCUCUUCUGUUUUGUUUUCAAAUGAACUGAUUUCCGGAACGACUGGGACAACAUCAGUUGUUUAAUUCAAUAGUUUUGUCUCACGGUUCGGCAAUUGCAAUCCGUGUAGAAGAUGGAAGAAGGGGAGGAGUAAUGAGUGACGAAGAAAAAUCUGUAGAUUAAUUUUUUUAACGCUUCAAUAAAUUUUUUUUUCCGGAAGAAAUGACGCGAUUGAUUCGUAUAUUUUUGCCAGCCAAAUUGGGGAGAAAUGAAUUAACGUUUAACUGCCCUUGAACAAAUAAUAAAGAAAAACUACUAUAUUUCUAAAUAUGUAUAUCUUAAUUGAUUGACGCGAGCGUUUUAUGACAAUGUAAAAUAUUAGGAAUCAUUCAUUAUACUAUUGCAAAAUGAUUGAUGUGUACAAAAUAAUAUCGAGGCGCUUGUGCGUGGACGAGUCUAUUGACGAAUGGAGAUUGAUUAAUUUUGAGUUUGUGUGUGCAGACUAUCGAUUCGAUUGCUCUAAGAGGCCUCGAGAGUGAUAAAAAUAUAGUCCAAGUACGGGCAAAACUGCGAAUGAAUUUCCAGCCAAAUGAGAAUGAAAACAUAAACGAGUGACCCUCAGAGAAAAACCUAAUAAAUUCAGUAUUGAAUUUCUACUGAACCUUUAUUGAGAACUCUAUUAUUUCAUUGCCAUUUUUCAAAAUGAUUAAUCCUCUUCCAAUAACAUUCAACAUAUUUUCACCAGUUUCUAUAAAUGAAACAAUUUUUCAACCUAUCAUUUCUGCCGAAUGCUUGACCGAAUACUUUAUCCGAAUUUAAGUUAUUUUUAACGGUUGAGGGCUCUUACAGGUUUGAAAAAAUCAUCUAAAGGUGUUUUAUAGGGCAAUUCAUUGGGACGUGAGUAAUUUCUACAAUUACACUUCGUACAGGAUUCGCGGGAGAAAAAUAGCAUGUGAAAAUUAUUCGCAUACUAUAACCGAUGAAUCUAUAUAAUUAUCUAUAAAAUCGCCCUAGGGAAUAUCUCUAUAUUUUUUUGUGCGUGUAUAAUCAAGAUAAUUUUGAAGAAAGUGUAGAUAAAUGUGACGAAAAUUUGAUCCUGUCAAUCUUCUUUAUUCCGUAAGGAUAGAUUUCGUGUGGAUUACCUCUUUGCCUCAAUGAAGAAGAAAAAACAAAGUCAUUAAAUCAUAAGUUGAGCGAUUUGUUCGAUACUCAAUUGUCAACAUGACAGAUGAAAACAGAUGCUUGCAUACUAACUGUUUUUUACGCAAUCGUUUCGUAACAAUAAUGUACAUUCGUUAAAUUCCGUAUUAUUAAUUAUUCACCAUCAAUCGUAUAUUUCAUUGCGUGACAAAUGGGUUUAGCGAGGGUUGUGUGUGUGUAGGUAGACCAUUAUACGAAAUAUCCUCGAAAUCCAUAAUUUUUCACUGCAAUUGGCACAAUUUUGCUAAACCCAAGUGACAUUCCAAUUUAAUUACAAAACCCAUUUUACUGGCUGUUCAUAAUGAAAUAUUAAUUUUAAUUGAUUAAUACUGUUAACCUGAUUCAAUAUUCUGUUACUCAUCGAAUAUUCGGAUCACGUGACAAGGUAAAAUGAGUUAACUUUAAAAUUGGUAAUUAUGCUGGAUUUUUUUUCGUCAUGCGAAUGGAGAAAUAAAGGCAUAAUCUUUCAAAGUCAGCUCAUUUUGAACUAAUUGAGAGUAAUGUAUAAUAAAUGGACUUUUAAUUGCCUGUUUUUUUUCAUUGUAUCCUAACUAAUAUUACAAUAGCUGAAUUACUACCGCUGGAUUAUACGUUAAAGGCAAUUCACAUGCAAUUUAUUUUUCAAUUUGUACCGUGUGAGAGUGAUUAUGAAAAAUGGGUGCUUAAGAACAAUAUCAAAUUAACGUUAUAGCGAAGCAAUUUGGCUCAUUCCUGUUUUCCUUCGUGUCUCUUUCAUUUUAUUUUGAUUUUAAGAGAAGAGAGACAGCGACAGGAGAUCCUAUCAAUACUGAUAUUGUAUUUAUUGACUAAUGAUAUUGUUCCCGGAGUAAUUCAAUGGAACGGAUGAAUGACUGUAUAAAAUAAUAUUCACGAUAAUUGCGUGCUCUUUCUGAUGAUCAUUCGAACUCCAAAUAAAGGGAAUGAUUUUUUAUAUUCAAUUUAUGUUGUUCCUCAUUAUUUCGCGUUUACAGCUUGGGUUCAUUUUAAUUGGAAUUUUGCCCCUCGACUAAUGAGCCCUCGAUGUAUUUCAUUCUUUUCAUUGAAAAAACAAUGUAAAAUUUAUAUGAAAGCAAAUUCAAUUGAAUAAUGCGUAAUAAAUUUUAAGAUUAUCGAAUGUAUUGAAUUCUUUAAUCAUGUACAUAUUGUAAACAUACUUGUAAAGAAUACGAAUAAAUAGUAGCUAUUGAAUGACUGCUUGACCAAUAUAAAUAACAAUGACUGUCAUUGUUUUGUAGUUCCAAUAAUUUCAUGACUCAUUCCCAACUUAUAGUUAGAGAGUACAUUUCCACAUAUUAAUUUUGAAUAGCAUAAUCGCAAAGAAUUAUCACCAUUCUAAUGGGCAAUUCACCAGCCAGAUACCUUCGACGUUCAUAAACCCUGUACUUGAUCAUUAUUUGCCAUUCGGGCUCACAUCAAAGCGAAUACAGCCAUUGGUUUCAAUUUGUUACCUUUAAUUGAAUAUUUCAAUGAGUUGGAAGCUUUGAUAAUCCGCCCAAUGGGUUAUCGACUUUUACGGAUUCUGUAAAAACUUUAUUGCUUUAAAAAUUUAAUAAACUCCGAUUACUGACGGGUUUCACUCAUUUCCAGGUAAUGAACAUUCAAUAAUUUCCCAAAUUAUUCAUUCUCGUUCCUAUUAGAAUAAUAUGUUCCUGAAAUUCUUCAAUUUAUCUAUUGAAACAAAAAAAGUGCUCUAAAAUUUGCUUCCUCAUUGACUCUCAGUUAAGACGAAUAAUGUUAAUAAAAAUCCGAAGUCUAAAAAUCCUCCUUGGAAAUUAUGAAAA